Molecule: messenger RNA, 2272 nt
Organism: Eutrema salsugineum
Lineage: Eukaryota; Viridiplantae; Streptophyta; Magnoliopsida; Brassicales; Brassicaceae
Product: DExH-box ATP-dependent RNA helicase DExH16, mitochondrial
Exons: 16
Coding region: 261-1970 (569 amino acids)
Biological process (GO): RNA catabolic process; mitochondrial RNA 3'-end processing
Cellular component (GO): mitochondrial degradosome
Molecular function (GO): ATP binding; RNA helicase activity; hydrolase activity, acting on acid anhydrides
Source: RefSeq, a predicted model, not a curated record
GAAGAAUCAGGUCUAACAAUGGUCGUCUGCGAUUCUUCCUUCAGUUUCUAAAUAUAAAACAAUUAUUCGAUUAAUUUCACUCUUUAUCGAUGAACAAUUUUAAUUUCUGUAAGCUUCCUUUCGAAUCAAAGCACUUAAUCCUGAAAUGGAAAUGAGAGGUUUCGUGAUUAUACUCGAGUUUUAUUGACCUUGAUGAAUUAAGGGAUUUCUUCCUGUAAAGAAACUGUUCUGUAUUUCUAUCAAUCCCAACAUUAAAAAAAAUGGCGUAUUCUGUUCUACGGCUUCGAAAGGUUUCAGCUUUCGGGAUUUCUCGUCUUCUUCAAGCUGAUAAGGGAAGUUUGUGGCGGUUUCACUUGGAACCUGAGUUUGGUGAGGUUUUGAGAUUAGGUUUCUUGACUAGGAGCUACAGAAAGAGCUCAGGAUCCCCAAAGUACGACUUCACUGGCACGGAAACCAAAACUUCAAAGUUCGAUUUCACUGAUCUCACCUGUCCUCAUACAUGGUAUCCAAUCGCUCGAAAGAAGAAGCGUAAAGUCGUUCUACAUGUCGGCCCGACAAACAGUGGGAAAACAUAUAAUGCCCUUAAGCAACUUGAGCAGAGCUCUUCAGGCGUAUAUUGUGGUCCGUUAAGAUUGUUGGCAUGGGAGGUAGCUAAACGUUUGAACAAAUCAAAUGUUCCAUGCGAUUUGAUCACGGGACAAGAGAAAGAGUUAGUGGAAGGUGCAAACCACAAAGCUGUGACAGUUGAAAUGGCUGAUGUUACGUCUGUCUACGAUUGUGCCAUCAUUGACGAAAUUCAGAUGGUGGGGUGUAAACAAAGGGGGUUUGCAUUUACUCGUGCUCUACUUGGAAUUGCGGCUAAUGAGCUACAUUUAUGUGGCGAUCCAGCUGUCGUGCCCCUUGUUGAAGAUAUACUGAAAGUAACUGGAGAUGAUCUCCAGGUUCUUAAAUAUGAGAGGCUUUCGCCAUUAGUCCCUUUGACGGUUCCGGUUCGCUCAGUUUCCGAUAUUAAAACUGGGGAUUGUCUUGUAACCUUUUCACGGCGAGAUAUAUAUAAGCUUAAGAAAAAAAUUGAAAAGGCAGGGAAGCAUCUUUGCUCUGUGGUUUAUGGUUCAUUGCCUCCAGAGACUCGCACAGCACAGGCAACAAGGUUUAACGACGACACCAAUGCCUUUGAUGUGCUUGUUGCCAGUGAUGCAAUAGGCAUGGGUCUUAAUCUGAAUAUCUCAAGGAUUAUCUUCUCGACCCUUGAAAAAUUUGAUGGUGUCGAGACCAGAGACCUAACAGUAUCUGAGAUUAAACAAAUUGCAGGGAGAGCUGGCAGAUUCCGGUCAAAAUUCCCUGUUGGCGAAGUAACUUGUUUGUACAAAGAGGAUCUUCCGUUGCUCCAUUCUUCUCUUAACUCUCCUUCACCUCUUAUUGAACGUGCUGGACUGUUUCCAACAUACGACCUCCUGUCUAUGUAUUCACAAGCACACCCUAAACUCGGCUUGUACGAGAUCUUGGAACAUUUCGUUGAAAACGCUAAGUUAUCUUCAAACUACUUUAUCUCCAAUGUUGAAGACAUGAUGAAAGUUGCGGCUAUUGUUGAUGAAUUACCCCUCAAAUUGCAGGAGAAGUACCUUUUCGUGGUUAGUCCAGUUGAUAUAAAUGAUGAAAUAUCAAGCAUGGGAUUUGCACAGUUUGCUCAAAAAUUCUCAAAGGGACGCAUUGUGGAGCUCCGAGAGAUAUUUGGAGCCGACAUAGUUAAGGUUCCCAAAACACCAACAGAACUCAAGGAACUUGAAUCGCUUCACAAGGUUCUGGAUUUGUACGUAUGGUUAAGCUUAAGGCUAGAGGAUUCUUUUCCGGACCGUGAAGUAGCAGCUUCGCAAAAGUCAAUCUGCAAUUCAUUGAUUGAGAAGUUCUUAGAGGGAAAUCAAUUGAUUUCUUCUACCCGAUUCUUGAAAAAUCGGAGGAGGCGACUAUGAUUCUUGAGAUUACAUUUCCAGUUUAAUUGCACAAGAUUUCUUGUUCUGCUCGUUGGUUUGGUCACUGAGGAAUAAGAACAAGACGAGUGAUUGAUUGUGCCACAACUCACAAGAUCUUACCACAACUUGAUGGUCAAAGAAGCAUUCCAAAGUUGUCAUGUAUUUUAAUAGUAUCAUUAACAGUAGAGAAGCAUUUAAUUUUAAGGUUUUCUUUUAAUCAUUUCUUUGAGGCAUGACAUGCUUUGAGAUGUAAUAAAAGCACUAUUGUCUAUCAUACACACCACAAGGUUGAAAUCAUACCA